Prosopis cineraria is the source of this 516-nucleotide messenger RNA. RefSeq names its product beta-amylase 3, chloroplastic-like. The record is from RefSeq and is a predicted model, not a curated record. Gene Ontology annotation, molecular function: beta-amylase activity. Lineage: Eukaryota; Viridiplantae; Streptophyta; Magnoliopsida; Fabales; Fabaceae. Gene Ontology annotation, biological process: polysaccharide catabolic process.
AUGAAGGUGCCGGUGUUCGUGCUGCCAUUAGACACAGUGACGAUGGGAGGGACUUUGAAUAAGGCGAAAGCGAUGAAUGCGAGUCUGGUGGCUCUCAAGAGCGCCGGAGUUGAAGGAGUGAUGGUGGAUGCUUGGUGGGGUUUGGUGGAGAAAGGGCCUUUGAAUUACAACUGGGAUGCCUAUGUUGAGCUUGUCAACAUGGUGCACAAGCAUGACUUGAAGCUUCAGGUUGUUAUGUCUUUUCAUCAGUGUGGAGGCAAUGUCGGAGACACCUGCAGCAUAAUAUGUGGUGAACAUGGGAAUUUUCAGCAUCCUCUGCCGCCAUGGGUGCUUGAAGAAAUAAGCAAGAAUCCGGACCUGGUUUACACCGACAAAUCAGGGAGGAGAAAUCCUGAGUACAUCUCGUUAGGCUGUGAUUCACUGCCUGUCUUGAGAGGAAGGACACCGAUUCAGGUGUACGGUGACAUGAGGAGCUUCCGUGACACGUUUAGAGAUUACUUGGGCAGUGUCAUUGUG